AUGGGAGUUGAAUGUGGAGGAGAUUGGGAAUGGGAGAAGGUGAGGGGAGAGGUGGAGAAGAAGGGAGAACGGAAGAUGGAGGAGGGUGGGAGUAGAAGGGGAGGAGAAUUUGAUACAAAAAGGUGUAUAAAAGAGGACAGGUUUUCCAGGUUGAUUCACAUUCGUCCAACGGACUACACCGUGGGUUUUCAGUCGGGUACAUCUAGCUGUUUCUCUGCCGUAGAACUCCAGAUCAUCGAAGAAACCAUGCAGUCGUUUGCCGUUAUUUGCCUUCUUCUCUCCGUCGCCGGAGUGAUGGUCGAGGGUACAUGCAACAUCUACCAGAUGACUACCAUCCAGAUCGACUUCUGUAACUAUGCCGAGGUCAUCACCAACCUCGUCCCCGGGAUGGUCUCCGCUAACCAGCUCCAACACUGUAUUGCUAACAUGGACAAAGACAUGUGCAAACCAGUGAAUGAUUGUGGAGAUUCCGAAAACAUGUUGAGCGAAGCACUGGUACUUCUCGAUAACAUCUUGAAUGACAACUCGUGUACUGAUCCGUGCACAUCCACUCCUUGCGUCCAUGGCUCCUGCAACCGCCUGACUUCCGAAACCUACUCAUGCACAUGCGCAGGAGGAUACACUGGAACCAACUGCGAACAGGACAUCAAUGAGUGUGCAUCGAACCCGUGCCAGAAUGGCGGUAUGUGCGCCGAUGACAUCAACACAUUUUCCUGCAACUGUGCACCUGGAUUUGGAGGUGACCGCUGUGAAGUCAAUGUUGAUGAAUGCGCAUCUAGCCCGUGUAUGAACGGAGUGUGUGUGGAUGGACUCAACUCAUUUACCUGCAACUGCGCAUCAGGCUUCGAAGGAGCUAACUGCGAAUUUAACAUCGAUGAAUGCGCAUCUAGCCCGUGUAUGAACGGAGUGUGUGUGGAUGGACUCAAUGCAUUUACCUGCAACUGUGCUGAAGGCUACGAAGGAGCUAACUGCGAAUUUAACAUCGAUGAAUGCGCAUCUAACCCGUGUCUGAACGGAGGAGUGUGUGUGGAUGGACUCAACUCAUUCACCUGCCACUGCGCAGAAGGCUACGAGGGAGCUAACUGCGAAAUCGAGAUCAAUUUCUGCGAGUUCAUGCCCUGUGCCAAUGGAGGAGAGUGCACCAACGCCGUUGGAGGAUUCACUUGUCUGUGUGCCCCUGGCUUUGCGGGAGAAACAUGCGAAGGCGAUAUUGACGAAUGCGCUCGUAAUGAACCUUGCUUAAACGGUGGGAUCUGUGAUAAUACACAUGGCGGAUAUCUCUGCGACUGUGCCCCCGGAUUCCUCGGAGAGCACUGCGAGACUGAUAUUGACGAAUGUGCUCGUAAUGAACCUUGCUUAAACGGUGGGAUCUGUGAUAAUACACAUGGCGGAUAUAUCUGUGACUGUGCCCCCGGUUUCAACGGAGAACACUGCGAGACUGAUAUUGACGAAUGUGCUCGUAACGAACCUUGCUUAAACGGUGGGAUCUGUAAUAAUACACAUGGCGGAUAUAUCUGUGACUGUGCCCCCGGUUUCAUCGGAGAACACUGCGGGACUGAUAUUGAUGAGUGUGCAUCCGGACCCUGCCUUAACGGUGGAGUCUGCAAUAACUUGCCAGGAGAUUAUGAGUGUAUAUGCAGCCCCGGUUUCUCUGGAUCGAACUGCGAAACUGAUAUUGACGAAUGUGCCUCGGGGCCGUGUCAGAAUGGAGGGGUGUGUUCAGACUUACUGAAUGACUAUUCGUGUACAUGUGCUCCCGCAUUCAUCGGUACUAACUGUGAGAAUGUUGCAAUUGUUGGAUCCGGCCCUGCAUGCUACACUGAAUAUGAUGGGUCGGACUACCGUGGAGACGCCAGUACAACUAUCAGCGGUUAUAUGUGCCAGGCCUGGGCAAAUACUCAUCCCAAUCGUGUCGGCAAUUUGGAGCACUUCCUCUUCCACGACGACUCCAACUACUGCCGUAAUUACGCUGGCAGUGGAAAGUCAGCCCCAUGGUGUUACACAAUUUUGGAGGAGGUGGAAUGGGAAUACUGUGGGAACAUUUCCACUGUCUUUGAUGUUUGCACCGACAAACCAGCCAUUGAAGACUUCACCGAGCAGAAAGCAGCCUUCGACGCCAUCGCUGACUACGCAGCCGCCGAGUGCUACACCGACCCGACCGGCCUGGACUACACCGGAUACGUUGCGAUGACGGAAGGCGGGUUCGAGUGUCAGCGAUGGGAUGUCAACUUCCCCAACCCGAGAAACGACGCAAAGAAGAGCAAGCCACGUCACGACGCAGUCCUCUUCGGAAGCCACAACUACUGCCGAACCGACGGCAAUGGUCCCGAGGGUACCACCGAAGGGCCAUGGUGCUGGAUCGCUGAUCCCUCCGCUGGGAUGAGAUGGGGCUACUGCGACACUGCUAGGUAUCUCAGCUCUUCUUGCCCUGGCAAGGGAACCCCAGUCGGACAGCCCCGUAUUGGAAUGAACCCGGAGUGCAUGACAACAGCCCGCGGUCCCGACUACCAGGGUAAUGUGAACACCUCAGAGACCGGUCUAACCUGCAUUGCCUGGGCCGACCUCGAACCGUCCAACAGAUACUACCUGCUCUUUGGCUUGGCAGAGAACAAGUGCCGUUCCUACGAUACCGGCGACGAUUGGGGUCGCCCAUGGUGUUACGUAAGCCCGACAAAGACCGAGAAAUGCCAAGUGAAGGAUCACUACGAGGAAUGUUUGCCUGCCGCCUAGACCGAUUGUCUGCUACCUUGACACAGGACAUCUAUAGCCAGGAGAUUCUCGACUGGAAUAAUGAUUUUUCAUAAAUAAUUUCUACAAGUUGAUUUCUUUCUGUCUUAAAACUGUCUUAAAACACACCAAAGAUUAAGGUGAAAAAGUAUGUUUAGUUAACAUGGGAAUAGGGGAUGAAAUUAUUGUAGGAGACUUCAGAGUCUACUUAGCCUUGCUUUUUUCCCCUCCCAGUUUUCAUCCAAAGUCCUAACAAAAAUAUUUUAACAAAAAAAAUCAACCAGAAUUCCUAUCUCAAUUCCGCAGAACGUUGUAAUUUAGCUGCAUUUUAUGUGGCUUCAUUCUUUAAGUGUAGUGUUUUAUCUCUUGUCGUAUACGUCCAAAAAAGGUUUCCCUACCACAUCCUGCAUGUCCCCUCAUAAAAAAACGUACUUAAGCUAUUACAAUGAAAUGAAAAUCAAGGAUUAUGAAA
Molecule: messenger RNA, 3199 nt
Organism: Strongylocentrotus purpuratus (purple sea urchin)
Lineage: Eukaryota; Metazoa; Echinodermata; Echinoidea; Camarodonta; Strongylocentrotidae
Product: neurogenic locus notch homolog protein 1
Exons: 25
Coding region: 1-2730 (909 amino acids)
Biological process (GO): axon guidance; Notch signaling pathway
Cellular component (GO): plasma membrane; cell surface; signaling receptor complex
Molecular function (GO): calcium ion binding
Source: RefSeq, a predicted model, not a curated record